AUGCCCAUGAACCCAAUUGAAGAGGUGGAAGUAUUCGAUGUAUGGGAAAUUGACUUUAUGGGACCAUUUGUCAGCUCAUAUAAUAACAAGUACGUACUUGUAGCGGUGGACUAUGUCUCGAAAUGGGUAGAAGUCGUGGCACUUCCAAAAAAUGAUGCAAAGGCAGUUAUUGGUUUCCUGAGAAAGAACAUCUUCACCCGAUUUGGCACUCCAAGAGCUAUCAUCAGUAAUGGAGGCACCCACUUCUGCAAUCGAGCCUUUGCAAAGCUGUUGGAGAAAUAUGGCAUUUGCCAUAAGGUUGCUACUCUGUAUCACCCACAAACAAGUGGGCAAGUCGAGGUGUCAAAUAGAGAAAUCAAGAGUGUUUUGACCAAAACUGUAAAUGCUACUCGGACUGAUUGGGCGAGAAAAUUGGAUGAUGCGCUAUGGGCUUGCCGCACUGCAUUCAAAACUCCGAUUGGUACUAAUAUGUUUGCAGGUACAAUUAUGCCUCCAAGAAAAGACACCGGUAAAGGCAAAGCCACAUCCAUGACUCCGUCUAAAGCUAAGGCUACCUCCGCACCUCUACCGAAGAAGAGAAAAGGGGGUAAAGCCACUUCAAGUCAAGUUGAAGGAUUGCAAGCCAUGGAAGCUAUAGCAGACACUCGUCCACAAACUCAAGGACAGUGGGAGUUUGGACUCAAAAGCAUACCCCCACACACUAAGGAUUGGUACAGGCGUUGUAGGCCAAAACAUGUACAUCCAGAAGCUGCUAUUCAUGAGCAUCGCCUGCAAGACAAGUACCAAGCGAUUUGGAGAGGCAUCUAUGAGUUGGGGUUGAGUUAUGUGUUCAAAAAUACAGGGGAUAUAAAUCUCAAACUGGUUCGGGAAUCUAUGUCGGGUUUGAUCCAAAGGAUCCGGAAUAGCUGGUGCCGAUUCGUGGACGGUUGA
Nicotiana tabacum (common tobacco) is the source of this 930-nucleotide messenger RNA. The record is from RefSeq and is a predicted model, not a curated record. Lineage: Eukaryota; Viridiplantae; Streptophyta; Magnoliopsida; Solanales; Solanaceae.